AUCUUGUUCCACCCCACCGCGCCGCCACCAAAUGUGAAAGCAGCGAGGCGGACGGAGUUCCCGACGCUUGCACUGGCCAACGCCAAGCGCUCCCCUUGCAUCCACAUGCCCGUACUUGUGAGCUCCUCUCCUCAUCUCCUUCCUCGUCAAGUAGAGCAGGGCCAACACGAGCUCCUCCAUCCCCUGCUGUUCAUCUCCUAUAGCAGAGCAAAGCUGACACGAGUAGGAUGACAAGUUGUUGGCUUGCUACGGAUCUCCCUCGUCUCUGGCUCUCUCUGCUCGAUCUGCAGGAUCUCCACUCCCUGCGCUCAAUCUGCAGGAUCUCUGAUCUCCGUGCUCGAUCUGCAAGAAUGUAACAUCUAGCUGUUCUUCACUCCUGUAGCGGACUCCGUUGUCGCCUAAGUUUGGGCCGAGACCACAAACCGCCAAAGCCCAAAGCCUCUGCUGGAGACGCGAGUCAGCUGCAGAGGCGAGCUCGAGCCGGACUGCCGGAGUGCCUGUCGCCGGCGCCGCCUCCGCCUCGGAUUGCGAACGCCAACGCCCGUCCGUCCAGGAUUCUGUCGAAUCAGGCUCCAUAUAAUAUAUACGGAGUAGGAAAAUAGCAAUAGCGGUGUCGCAUCGUCCUUUUCUGGCAAGUCAACUCGGGUCCGUCCGCCGCCGCCUGCGUUCUGCCCGAGCACGCCUCGCCGCCCGCCGUCGAUCCGCCCCCUGCCGUGCGUGGAUGUGAGCCGUGAGGCUUAUCCUUUUUCGAAUCAACAACGUAUUCUUAGAAGAAGGAUGAACAAUCUAAUGUGCCAAAAAACAAGAUCAUGCGAUGAUGCUCGUGGUGAAGAUGCAAUCCAUGAGUUUGGAGUGCCAAGAGUUCGGUUUGAAGACCUUCCGAUGGAUGUCGUGUACAGAAUUAUGUCCAAACUCCCGCCAAAAGAGUUCGCAAGGGCUAAUGUUUUGUCAAGUAAGUUGAGAUGCACGUGGUCUGUGUGCCCCAGAUUGACUUUCGAUGGUGUUCAAGUGUGCAAAUGCCAUAGGUGGGAUUUAGUCCAGCACACGGGAAGAUUUAUCCACGAGGUUAAUUCUGUUCUGCAGAAACACCAUGACAAGGUGGUUGAAACACUUGAAGUCAGGAUGGAUCUUGUUGAUAGCCUUCUAGUUCACCAUCUCAAUAAUUGGGUUAGUUUUGCUGCCUCGUCAGGGACAAAGAACCUUACUUUGGAUCUAAAGCCCAUAGAUUUUUUCUUGAAACCUCAGCUCGAGCGCUUUGUGUUUCCUUUCCAACUUUUAGACAGUGGACGUAUAUCUCGCCUACAACAUAUGCAGCUUAGCUUUGUAUCUUUGAAACCACAUUCCCACUAUAGAGGUUUCCCAAAUCUAAGAAAACUUCAUCUACAGUUAGUGCAUGCCAACAAAAAGGACCUUGGACAUGUGUUGUCCCAUUGUUGUAAUCUUGAGUGGCUAUGCAUAGACAGAUGUCACCUCAAUGAUGAACUGGUGGUGAAUGGUCCGUUGUCCCAUCUACUGUACUUGAGCAUUGACUGUUGCGAAAUAACCAAGGUAGAAUUCCAUGCUAUGAAUCUUACUACCUUUGAAUACUAUGGACGGUUUAUACCAAUUGGACUCAGCCACUCAUUGAAGAUACAAAGUGCAAAUAUUAUGUUCUACGCUGGAGUUUUUCAGGAUGUCCUCGUAUCAAUUCUCAACGGUCUUCCUAACGUGGAAAAUCUAACUUUCCGUAUUGCAUGCCUAGACCUAAUAAAGAAGCAAUGGUUGUGGGACAACCCAUUGAAGUUUUCCCGUCUUAAGCACUUGCAGUUGUACCUGAAUAUACCUGGCAGAAAUGAAGAUAGCAUUCUUUAUUCAGUAUCAAUUCUGAGGGCCACACCUUUUAUUGAGGAUUUGGAGGUUCAUUUUGGUGGCACUACAUCAUUAUGGUUGGCAGACGUGGGUCCUCGUAGGCAGGACAUUGGGCAAUGCAAUCCCUACAAUCGUUUGAAGAAGAUGUGGAUUACUGGAUUCAAAGGGGUAAGAGGACAAGUCGAAUUUAUGUUACACGUCGUCGAAAAUGCUCCUGCACUGGAGGUUUUAACUGUAGAUACACAUAAACGUAGUACUUCUGGUGGUGAUAGUUGGACGAAAAAGAGUGGACCGCCGCCCUUUGAGGAAGCUAAGAGAAUUGCUUUGACAUGCCUAAGUAGAGCAAUCUCACUAAGUACCAAGCUUGAUGUUAUUUAGUUUAAUGUGUGAUGCCAGGAAAAGAUCGCAGUGUAACUCUUUAAAUCUUGGGCAUAGUAGUAGUAUGUAGUUCUUGGUACAUCAAGUGUAUUUUAAAUUUGUAAUAAAUAACUGCCGUUUUGGCACCGUUUUCAUUUGAAAUGAUGAUUUAUUUGGUUCUAGUA
Sorghum bicolor (sorghum) is the source of this 2390-nucleotide messenger RNA. RefSeq lists its product as uncharacterized. The record is from RefSeq and is a predicted model, not a curated record. Gene Ontology annotation, molecular function: protein binding. The transcript has 6 exons. The coding region runs from base 778 to 2226 and encodes 482 amino acids. NCBI's taxonomy places the organism in Eukaryota, Viridiplantae, Streptophyta, Magnoliopsida, Poales, Poaceae.